AUGGUGAAAAAGCUCGGUCAGUGGCUCCCACAUGCACUGAGCGACGGGAACCGCCAAAGACGCCUGGACAUCUGCACUCAGCUGCUCUCCAGAAGUCGCAGAUUCGGCUGGCUGGACACCAUUGUCACUGGAGAUGAAAAAUGGGUGCUCUACGUCAACCACACCCACAAACGUGCGUGGUGCGCUGGCGAUGAAAUGCUGCAUCCUUUCGUGAAGGGUGAAAUCUAUGAGAAGAAGGUCAUGCUGAGCAUCUGGUGGGCAGUUCAUGGAAUCUACCGUUUCGAACUGCCGCCGGACAACACGACGGUUACUGCCGAGGUCUACUGCGCUUUCGGCAGAUACUUUCCGAACACCCUAAUAUUAUCAGCUCUUCUCUCAUUAUAUUAA
Messenger RNA from Necator americanus (New World hookworm), 387 nucleotides. RefSeq lists its product as uncharacterized. NCBI's taxonomy places the organism in Eukaryota, Metazoa, Nematoda, Chromadorea, Rhabditida, Ancylostomatidae. The record is from RefSeq and is a predicted model, not a curated record. The coding region runs from base 1 to 387 and encodes 128 amino acids. The transcript has a single exon. Gene Ontology annotation, molecular function: nucleic acid binding.